AUGGAAUGCCGCCUCCACCACCUCGCGCUGCUGCUCGGCCUCCUCGUCUGGGCGGCGGCGGCCGCCACGGGAGGCGGGGCGCAGCCGGUGUGCGAGCCCUCCAUCAUCGCCACCCAGAUCGCGCUCUUCUGCAUGCCGGACAUGCCCACAGCGCCCUGCUGUGAGCCGAUCAUCGCUUCCAUCGACCUCGGCGGCGGCGUCCCCUGCCUAUGCCGCGUCGCCGCCCAGCCGCAGCUCGUCCUCGCCCGCCUCAACGCCACCCACCACCUCGCGCUCUACGCCUCCUGCGGAGGACAACACACUAUGGGCGCCCACCUCGCCGCCGCCUGCCAACAAGGUACAUCAUGUUCGUCUCUCUUUAUCUCUCUCUGUGUGUGAGAGAGAGUGUGUGUGUGGCCUGUGCGCGUGAGUGCGCAAGUGUGUGUACGCUCGGAUCCA
This is a messenger RNA of Zea mays, 438 nucleotides long. RefSeq lists its product as uncharacterized. The coding region runs from base 1 to 378 and encodes 125 amino acids. The record is from RefSeq and is a predicted model, not a curated record. Lineage: Eukaryota; Viridiplantae; Streptophyta; Magnoliopsida; Poales; Poaceae. The transcript has a single exon.